Molecule: messenger RNA, 1353 nt
Organism: Rhinocladiella mackenziei CBS 650.93
Lineage: Eukaryota; Fungi; Ascomycota; Eurotiomycetes; Chaetothyriales; Herpotrichiellaceae
Exons: 6
Coding region: 1-1353 (450 amino acids)
Molecular function (GO): FAD binding; monooxygenase activity
Source: RefSeq, a predicted model, not a curated record
AUGGCUUCUUCACAUUCUCAGGACUGGAGAAAACUCAGUAUCGGCGUGGUAGGCGGUGGCAUUGGCGGUCUGUCCGCUGCGAUUGCUCUACGUCGUGCUGGCCACGACGUAACAAUCUACGAGCGACAUGAUUUUGCUGGUGAAGUCGGCGCUUCAGUGUCCUGCGCCGCCAAUGGUACCCGAUGGCUACACGAAUGGGGUGUUGAUGUUGCAAUGGGAGACCCUGUCGUACUCAAGAAGCUUAUCAACCAUGAUUGGAGGACUGGAGGGCCCGUGAGCGUUUACGAUCUGGACGACUAUGAAGAACGAUGGGGGUACGUCUACAACAUGUUUCAUCGCCAGUAUAUGCAUGCGAUGUUGAUGGACACGGCCAUGAAGAAGGACGGCGAGGGUACUCCGGUGAAGCUUCUUGUUAAUCAUCAAUGUCGAGAUAUUGAUUUGCAAAGCGGUGUCAUCUCUUUCAAAAAUGGUACUUCUGCACGGCAUGACUUGAUCAUUGGUGCAGACGGAAUUGGCUCGGUAGUACGAGAAAUUAUAGGUAUCCGCCCAGAGAAGAAGCCCGCUGACUCAAGCUGCCUGCACGCCAACGUCCUCACAGAGGAAGCUGUCAAGGCUGGGCUUUUCGACUACUCCCAAAACAGCGCUCUGGAGUACUGGGGCGGCCAGGAGGGUAAGUGGGACAAGAUUGUGCUAUCGCCAUGCAAUGGCGGUAAACUGCUCUCAUACUACUGCUUUUUCCCUCGGGAAAAAGGGGAUUACACCAACCAUACGUGGGGCGGCGAGGAUCGCCCUGUUGAGGAACUACUGUCACCGUACCCUGAAUUGGAUCCCCAGGUGAAGGCGCAUCUCGCCAUCGGUAGAGAGAUCCAACCGUGGCGCCUAUGGGUACACAACCCUUAUCCAUAUCUUCACCGCAGCAUGACCUGCCUGUUAGGUGACGCUGGCCAUCCGAUGAUGCCCCAUCAAAGCCAAGGUGCUUGCAUGGCAAUUGAGGAUGCUGCCGCUCUGGGAAUCCUUUUCAAUCGGAAUUAUUUUAGCGGAGAUAUCGCGGAGGCCCUCACCGUGUACGAGCAAGUUCGACUCCCAAGGGUCACAAGAGUCCAGUCGGCGGCUGCAAAGGCUGCCUACAAUAUCAACGAACGGAUCGGUUUUUCAAACAACAAAGAUUUGGCAACAUAUAAAGUGGAAGAUGAGAGAGCGAAGCUGACAAUAGAGGAAAUGAAUGCCUACGACAUGUACAAGGAUAUUGAGGAAAAGCUCGCUUUUCGACGAGGCACGGCCUUCACAGACAAAUUCCUGCAUGGAUUGCCGAUUGGCCUGGAGCUACCGAAUGGAGUCACGGUGGGGGGCUAA